ACAAACCCCGCGACAGCAGUCAGCCACGGGAAGGAGCUGGGACGGGCGGGAAGAAAGGACGGCCAUGUUUUGAGAGGCGGCGGCCUUUCCAGCCCGGGAAGAGGACCCCAGAGGGGGUGUGGGGAGGGGAAGGCGCCCCUCCGCGGCUCCUGAUGGAUUCCUGGGUCCGCUUCACGGCCCAGAGCCAGGGCAGGGAGCGCAUUUUCCGAGCGGCCCAGUACGCAUGCACCUUGCUGAGUUACUCACUGCAGAAGAGCAAUGCCAGUGCAGAGCUGGUGGGUCGUGUCAAGCAGUUGGAGAUGCAUAUGAGCUUGGGGAGAAAGUUGUUCCGUCUGGGAAAUUCACUGGAGGCUCUUGAGGCGGCAAAGAGAUCAAUCCACUUGUCCGACCUCGUGCUUCGCUUCUGUAUCACCGUCAGCCACUUGAACCGAGCCAUGUACUUUGCCUGUGACAACAUCUUGUGGGCCGGGAAGGUGGGCUUGGCGUCCAAAAUGGACCAGGAGAAAUGGAGCCAGCGAUCCUUUAGGUACUACCUCUUCGCCCUGAUCAUGAGCUUGACUCGAGACGCCUAUGACCUCAGCCUCCUCAUGCAACGGGAAGCGCAGAGCAGACACAAAGCCAGCACCCCGGCAGAAAAUGGCUACACGCCCAGAUCGGGAUCGGGAAUAACGCUUUUAAGGGAGAAGGCCAGAGUCCAGCUUUCCCUCCUGCACUGUGCGCUGAGAGCAAACCCCCCUCUCCUCCUCGACAUCCUCAAGAACGUAUGUGACAUCUUCAUCCCGCUGGACAAGCUGGGGCUGUUCAAAACCAACCCUGGGAUGGUGGGUGUCUGUGGACUGACAUCCUCCGCACUCUCCAUCCUCACCAUCUGCCAGCCCUGGCUCAAACUCAAGCCCUGAAUGGCCAGGGUAUCGCACCCUUUGAGUGGGGCCACUGUUUUGCCCGUGUGCGUGCGCUGAGAAGUGGGAUGUGGGUGUGUGUGCGUGCGUGUUUGAGAAAAGACCUAAUUUCUUAAUGUGUCUGUUACCCAACUUACAAUAGCAUUCCCCCCAGAGAAGGGGAGGGUG
Messenger RNA from Callorhinchus milii (elephant shark), 1067 nucleotides. RefSeq names its product peroxisomal biogenesis factor 11 beta (gene pex11b). Bases 153 to 899 code for a protein of 248 amino acids. Gene Ontology annotation, biological process: regulation of peroxisome size; peroxisome fission. Lineage: Eukaryota; Metazoa; Chordata; Chondrichthyes; Chimaeriformes; Callorhinchidae. The record is from RefSeq and is a predicted model, not a curated record. The transcript is spliced from 4 exons. Gene Ontology annotation, cellular component: peroxisomal membrane.